CCAUGUAUCUAGAACUGAUCCAGGCGAUCACUCCCCUCCUGCUGAUCUUCAUGACAGAGGAAUGUGUGGACACAAUCUUCGUCAAGUUCAACAUUCUCGACGCAGACUGCCUGAAACUCAUCAUCAGUAAGGGUUUGGGGUAUGCUAUUGUGGCUGGAUCCAUGUUCGUCAAAUUCCCUCAGAUUGUCAAGAUUUACAACAGUUCUUCAAUUGCGGGUCUAUCUCUUACUACCUUCGUUUUGGAAACUAUCGUUGUUAUUGUGACGGUGUCCUAUAACUACGCGCAGUCCCUGCCGUUCAGCACGUGGGGGGAAAGCUUCUUCAUCCUGCUCCAGCUGAUAAUCCUGCUGUCCCAGUACUUCCACUACACUUCCAGCAAGGUGCUGCUCCUGGUGACCCCUGUCCUGAUCCCUGCCCUUACCUGGCUCCUGACAACUCUAUCUCAUCAGUACCUGACUCUCUGUCUUACCGCCUCUAUUCCCCUCAUGGCUCUCAGCAAGAUCCUACAAAUAAAGUCUAACUUUAUGAACGGACACACUGGCCAGCUCUCGUUCAUAACCAGUCUGAUGAACUUCCUAGGAUGCCUGGCUCGUCUGUUCACGGUUAUUCAGGAAGUGGACGACUCUCUCAUCCUCUUCAACAGCACCACAGUGUUCUCUCUCAACACUAUCAUCGUGCUUCAGUUCCUCAUGUAUUGGAGUGUUGUGCCACCCAAAGAGAAGAGUAGUUAGGUUUGUUGACUUUCACGUCCCUCAGCCAUGAUGUGCAGGGCUGAUGUGUUGGAGGGACAGACUGUAACGGAGGAGUUCACUGUUGAAGAGGAGGAGGAGGAGGAGCCCUUAGCUGUAUCUGAACAUGUUCUGAUCGGAGACGUGACUGUUAGCGAGGAGAGCAGUAACUCCAGUUACCAGUACUCUACCAUGUUGGAUACACCGCAGGGAGGGAGUAUUAUAGACACUUCUAGUAACUCUGAAUAUGAGACUAUCUGUCUAGAUGGUGUGGAGGUGGAGGAGGACCCACAAGGUCAGGGUGAACUCAAUACUCAACAGUUGGGAUACUCAGUGGACAACUCCCCUGCUGCUGCGCACACUGAAGUAUCCUUCCAGGAGCUACUGAACGAGGCUCACUACGCCAUCUCCACUGGAACUAUCCACAAUGUAGUGGACAACUUACUGGACACCCACGUGAGGACGGGACCCUUACCCAGCCCUGUAGUUCCCACUGUUUACUGCUGCGAGAUCUGCUCUAAAACCUUCACCCAGCUCUGGAUCCUCAACAAGCACUACAACACCGCUCACGGCUUCUCUGCUGAGCAGUCUAAGGACUGUAAGAAGUGUGGGAAGUCUGUGGAGCCCCGGACGAAACACUUCUGCUUCAAGUGUCUUCAUUGUGUCAUGAAGUUCUCCUCCAAGUCCUCUCUCCGAGACCACGUGCUAGUUCGACACACCCAGACCAGCAAGAAGUGUGAUACUUGCAGUGAACAGUUCCCCUCCCAACAACUCCUGACACGACACAUGAUCGAGUGCAGGGUACGCAAGGGACCUCAACAGGAAACCAAGUCUCCGUUACACUGCCCCAAAUGUGACAAAGUCCUCCACUCCUUCCAGCACCUGAAGAAGCACGAACAAAACUUCAACUCCCUGUCCCACACGUGUCCAGUGUGUGAGGAGAGUUUCUGUAUGCUGUACACCCUGUUCACGCACGUGUGGGGGGACCACCACAAGAACAACAGAGCUGCUGAGUACACCUGUCCUCUCUGCGAGGAGGUGUUCAAGAACUUCAGGGCUUAUUCGUAUCACAUCUACGAUGUUCACGAGGGACACACUGAGGAUGAGAUUUGGAAGGACGAUGGCCGGUUCAGGGAGAGAAAAUACAUGUACUCUAGAGAGAGGUAUCUAGCUAAGAAGAACGGGGCAGAGAAGGAACAGCUCAGUUGGGAGUUUGAGGGAGAGUUUAACCCCCGACCUGACGAAGAUGUGGAGUUAGAGGACUUCGCUCGGAGCUCUAGCAGGAUUGAGAUGUUGAAUGAGUCUGGUGCUCCUACUAUGCUGGGUAAGAGGAAAACUGUUAAACUUCUUUCAUUGCCCGACAAGUCUAGGAAGAAGCGUACAGGAGCUGGGUCUAAAGCAAAGACUAGCAGAAAAGCUCCAACUGGUGUUCAAAUUACUAAAUCAAAACCUACGGCUAAGUCCACAAGUAAGACGAAGAAGUCAAAGGCUAAGAACGUAGCUUUGAAUAAGUGAGGAUGUCACUUGAUAAAUUAUUAAUCUUUUGUGUUGUAUUUUUUUAGCUGUAUUUACGUUUGGCUUGAUGUGUAUCGAGAUUUUUUCAUUGAUCAAGAAUAACUUAUUACUUUCAAAAUUUUUAGACUUUUACCUCUGAUUGACUUUUUACACGAAAUGAACAACGAAUGAAGGAUUUGAAUUGAGGUUUUUAAAAUUUUAAUCGAUUGAUUUGAAGGAGAUUAUGAUGGCACAAUAUACCUAUUUAUUAAGUUAUUAGCUGGCUCUAUUUUUCGACAUACAAAACUUCGUCAUACUUUUGCUAUGUAAUUGAUUUCUUAUUUAUCUAUCACGUUCA
Molecule: messenger RNA, 2580 nt
Organism: Bolinopsis microptera
Lineage: Eukaryota; Metazoa; Ctenophora; Tentaculata; Lobata; Bolinopsidae
Product: mannose-P-dolichol utilization defect 1 protein-like
Exons: 4
Coding region: 3-731 (242 amino acids)
Source: RefSeq, a predicted model, not a curated record